AUGGUCGUGGCUUAUCUCCCCCAGCUCGAACAUGAGGAUCAUCCGUACCUGGAGCCCGCCACUCACCCCUUUGCGGGUCGAAUCGGCGGAAACCAGGACUUUAUCGUCGACCGGAACGAUCCGAAGAAUGUGGAAGUGCUGAAGGAGGUACCCGAUGCGGCACCACGCAUGACAUUGGCCGAGAUCUUCGAUCUGCAAGGCUUCCGAAGCCCAGAUCUAUGGAAGUUCGCCAUGCUAGAAUGCGUCGCAAGCAUGAUGAACGUCUUCCUCUCUAGCUGGGUAACAACACACCCAGCAGCACCGACAACCUCGCCCAAAACCGAAGCAGGCGUCUACCACACCGUGACCUUCUUCUCGCCUCUCUUCGGCGGAAUAACAAACCUGCUCCUCACCCCGCUGCUUAUCUAUACUUUCUCCCCGUCCAGUGGAGGCCAUAUCAGCCCGACGAUCACGCUAGCCACUUUCUUCGCGCGGAUCAUCUCCUUCCCCCGCAUGGUGCUCUAUCUGGCCGGCCAGACUUUGGGUGGAGCGUUGGCUGGCUUUGCCCUGCACAGUGCAUAUGGGACUCGGGAGUUCACUGUUGGGGGAUGCCAUAUUGAUACCAGUAUGGUUGAUCCCAAUGAUGGGCUGGUUAUUGAGUUCUUUGCGUGUUUGAUUGUGAUCUUCCUUGCGUUUGGCGUGGCGCUUGAUCCUAGACAGGCUAAUGUCUUUGGACAUGCUACUGCGCCUUGGUUUGUUGGCAUUGUGCUUGGUGUUGUUAGUUGGGGUACGGCGUUUACUCGUGAGGGUUAUAUUGGUGCUAGUAGGCCGCUUCCUACCCCCUGUAAUCUUGCCGGUAUGGGGAUGUUAACCCACUUUUCUGCAGGUCUCAACCCGGCCCGGUGCUUCGGGGCUUAUGUCGCGUCUAGUUUCCCCAGCUAUCACUGGAUCCACUGGAUUGGACCACUGGCGGCUUCCGUCGGCCACGGCGUUGUUUACUACGUGGACCCACUUUGGACUGAAAAGCGGAGUUUGCCGUGA
Penicillium antarcticum is the source of this 1020-nucleotide messenger RNA. RefSeq lists its product as uncharacterized. Gene Ontology annotation, biological process: transmembrane transport. Gene Ontology annotation, cellular component: membrane. The transcript is spliced from 3 exons. Gene Ontology annotation, molecular function: channel activity. The record is from RefSeq and is a predicted model, not a curated record. Bases 1 to 1020 code for a protein of 339 amino acids. Lineage: Eukaryota; Fungi; Ascomycota; Eurotiomycetes; Eurotiales; Aspergillaceae.